AUGAUAGAAGACCAGUGGAGAUUGUCUAUCCCGACACGUCACCACAGGGUGCGAUUCUACAGCCGUGAGAAGGCUACCAAAUCGCAAAAUAAAAGAGGAUCCACUUUUUGGAAGGGAGAGACAAGCCGAAGUUCACCCCCUCGAUACACUCCCUCGAUUGGAUUGUGGUUCAUGUCAAUCCCGCGCAAGCUCCUGACUCUAUGCUUACUGGCAUGUGCGGCAGUCACUGGGGCCACCACCAUCCCAGCCGCGCCACGCUCGCACAAUCCAGUCCAGCGCAGCGUGACACCGCACAUGAUGGAGAUCGUCCAGGUCACCACCCCGGUUUCCUACGAUGACGUCUCCGCGCGGCUGUAUUCCAUGGUCGGGUUCCUCGACGGCGACACAUACCUGAUCGAGUCGCCGACGCUGGCGGUCUUGAAGGAGAGAGUCGCCAGUUCCGUGGGCUCCAGCGGACUGAUCCACUUCGCUGAGCACGACCACGGGGCCUGGUUCCAGCUCUUCUUCCAGAAUCCGACGUCCAGGUUCAAGCUGUUCGUGAUCGGGAACCCCGUAGUGGCCGAAACGAUGGUCAAGUACGACUUCCGGGCAUCGUACUUCGUGCCCGUCAGGAUACUGCUCUUGGAGAACGGGAACGGGACAAAGAUCUUCUACCAGCAGCCAUCUUCCGUGAUGAAUUUGAUUGGCUCAGAGGACUUGAAAAAUGCGACGGAAGCUCUGGAUCAGAAGGUAGAGUCCUUCAUCGACAGCAUCACGGCGAUUCUGUAG
Molecule: messenger RNA, 768 nt
Organism: Mycena citricolor
Lineage: Eukaryota; Fungi; Basidiomycota; Agaricomycetes; Agaricales; Mycenaceae
Source: the annotation of a GenBank genome assembly